GGUUUGCGUAAUUUGUUUGUGAUCAAAGAAAGCGUUGCACGAUUUUUUUUCUUUAGUGGCAAAGUUUGCGAGAUCCAAGAACUCUCUCUUCUGUGUUCACAUUUCUCUUUUCUUUAUCUUUCAAUCUCACAAAGUUUGUAUUUUUCUCAUCCAACUCCUCAAUCUUUUCCAGGGAAUAUAAAUUAGGUUGCUUUUUGGAAGUAACGAAGUUAGAAAAGAAUGGUGAGAACACCAAGAAGAGGGCAGAGAUCAAAGGGGAUUAAAGUGAAGCACUGUAUUCAAUUGACUCUGUUGCUUAGUGUUGGAAUAUGGCUGAUUUAUCAGAUGAAGCAUUCUCAUGAGAAGAAAUCUGAGUUUGUUGAGAGGUCUAAGAUUCUUGAUGUUGUUGUUGAUGAUGAUAACAAAGUUGUUAAGCUUGGAAGGAAAGAUCUUCUUAACCCUAGAGUAGUUGAUGAGACGACGAAUGUGAAGGAUGAAGUUGAAGAAGAUGAAGAAGGGAGCAGCAAGAAUGUUGAUGAGAUUGUAGAUAGGGAGGAGGAAAGAGGCGAGGAUAAAGCAGUGGUAGAAGGGAAUAAUAACGAGAAGGAAACCGAAGGUACCGGGAACGAGGAUGAUUCAAACAAUGGAGAUAGUGAGAAGAAGGUUGUUGUUGAUGAGAGUGAAGAAGCUAGAGAGAUGAAUUACAAGGGAGAUGAUGCGUCCAGCGAGGUAUUGCAUGGGACGACGAGUGAGGAGAAGAGCAAUGAAAAGGUUGUUGUUGAGGAAGAGGGUAAGUCUAACGCUACUGAGAGUGUUAGUUUCCAUGAAGAUGAGUCAGGUCCAAAGACUGGUGUGUUGGAUGGUUCUGUUAUUAAACAAGUUUCUUCCAACACAACUGAGAAUGGGGAGACUGGUAGUGAUGAUGGUGAGCAGCAAGAGACAAAGAGUGAGUCUGAGUCAAAGACUGGUGAGAAGUCAGAAGGUGAGAAGGGUUUUUCUGAUUCGAACGGUGAAUUGCCUGAUGAGACUAACCAGUCAACUUCCAAUGCAACUGAGAAUUCAGAAACUUCUGGGAGUGAUGAGUCGGGAUCAAGUGGGAAUUCCACUGGUUAUCAACAGACGAAGAACGAAGAAGAUGACAAGGAAAAGGUAGAAUCUUCUGAACACUCAUAUGUAGAGGAAAGCAAGAUCAAUGAAUCCGAGAAGAAGGAGAAAGAAGAGUCUUCGUCCCAAGAGGAAGAACCCAAGAAAAGUGAGAAAGUAGAGUCUUCAUCUCAAGAGGAGAAUGAAACCAAAGAAGCUGUAAAACAAAAACAGGGGAAAGAAGAGUCGUCAUCUCAAGAGGAAAGCAAAGAGGAACAACCUGAGAAAAAGGUGCAAGAAGAGUCUUCAUCUCAAGAGGAAAGCAAAGAGGAACAACCUGAGAAAAAGGAGAAGGAAGAGUCUUUCUCUCAAGAGGAGAAUGCAAUCAAAGAAACAGUGAAACAGGAGAAAGAAGAGUCUUUAGAGAAGAAUGAAAUCAAAGAAACUGUGAAACAAGAGAAAGAAGAGUCUUCAGUAUCAACGGAAAAGGAAAACACCAACAGUGAGAAGAAAACUGAACAGGUGGAAUCUACUGAUUCUUCAAACACACAGGAAAAGAGUGACGAACAAAAAACUGAUGAAAGCAAGAGUGAAUCCAGCAAUGGAAGUGGCAACUCAGAUUCUGAUAAAAAGGAAACAGAGGAUGAUACUGCAAAAACAGAGUCACAGAAAGAGGAAAACAACAAGAAUGCCGAAACAGAGGAAAUACAUAACCAUCAAGAACAGACCAAUGAAUCCGGCAAAGGAAGUGGCAACUCAGAUUCUGAUAAAAAGGAAACAGAGAAUGAUGCUGCAAAAACAGAGUCAGAGAAAGAGGAAAACAACAAAAAUGGCAAAACAGAGGAAAUCCAUAACCAUCAAGAACAGACCAAGUCCACUUUGGAUGAUAGUCUGCCUCAACCUAAGUAAGGAUGCUCGAACUGAUCUAGAAACUCUUUCUGAAGCGAGCAACGGAUAAUCCAGCAACAAAGUUGCUGCUCUGUGAUGAUGUUUCUUAAAGAAGUGAAGUUGUUAUGUAUUGUAUUAUCCAUAUUCUAUACUUUCCAGUUUUCACCAUAUGACGGGUCUUAAGUCCCAAUCAGUAGUAUUGAGUUUUCGAUAGUUAUCAAUACAUAUCUAGUUCUGCCUCA
Molecule: messenger RNA, 2192 nt
Organism: Camelina sativa (false flax)
Lineage: Eukaryota; Viridiplantae; Streptophyta; Magnoliopsida; Brassicales; Brassicaceae
Source: RefSeq, a predicted model, not a curated record